CGGGUGUGCAGCAGCUGGAGCUGCGGGCGCGGGGCGCGGGGCGGGCGCGGACGGUGGGCUCGGUUGGUGACGAGCAGCGGCGGCGGCGGCGGCGCGGGGUCCGGACUGUAACCGCGGCGGCUGCUCGGGACGCGGGCGGCGGCGGCAGCAGCCGAGGCGGCCCGUCCGCGGGCGCGAUGUGGCCCCUGUUGGUGCUGCUGCUGCUGGGCUCAGCGAGCCGCGGUUCAGCUCAGCUAAUAUUUAAUAUAACCAAAUUUGUAGACUACACCACUUGCAAUCAAACUGUUGUAAUUCCAUGUAUCGUUAAUAAUGUGGAGGCAAAGAGCCUGAGAGAAAUGUUUGUAAAGUGGAAGUUCAGAGACAUAUACUUUUUCUCCUAUAAUGGAGAGAAAAAUGAAUCUAAGCCCAGCAAUAGCAACUUCUCAAGUGCAUACAUCGUUCCAGAAGCACUACUGAGUGGCAUUGCCUCUUUGAAGAUGGACAAGUCCCAAGCUGUCCCAGGAAACUACACAUGUGAAGUAACAGAAUUAACUAGAGAAGGCGAAACCACCAUAGAACUAAAAUAUCGUGUUGUUUCAUGGUUUUCUCCAAAUGAAAAUAUCCUUAUUGUUAUUUUCCCAAUGUUGGCUGUGCUUCUGUUCUGGGGACAAUUUGGUAUUGUGACGCUUAAAUAUAAUGCCAGUGUUACGAAGGAGAAAACCAUUCUUUUAUUUGUGGCUGGACUAGUGCUGACGACAUUUGUCAUUGUUGGAGCCAUCCUCUUCGUCCCAGGUGAAUAUUCAACAAAGAGGGCCAGUGGACUUGGUUUAAUUGUAGUUCCUACAGUGAUAUUAAUAUUACUUCAGUACUCUGUAUUUAUGAUAGCUCCAGCUAUUGGGAUGUCCUCGUUCAGCAUCACCAUAUUGAUCCUUCAGGUGCUGGGCUUUGUGCUCUCUGUGGUCGGACUAAGCCUCUGUGUCUCAGAGUGCACACCAAUGCAUGGUCCUCUUCUGAUUUCAGGUUUGGGAAUUAUAGCUUUAGCAGAAUUACUUGGAUUAGUUUAUAUGAAAUUUGUUGCUUCCAAUCAGAGGGCUAUUCAGCCUCCUAGGAAAGCUGUAGAGGAACCCCUUAAUGCAUUUAAAGAAUCAAAAGGAAUGAUGAAUGAUGAAUAACUGAAUUGAAGUGAUGGACUCUCACUUGCAGAGUAUUAAGAUGUGAAAGGAAUGCACUUAUGUUUAAGGACCCUGACCUUGACUCACUCACUGUUCAAGAGAAGAAAACAAGAAAAGUGACUCUCAUCUACAAGAGAAAAUAAAUCAUUGAGUUUUAAAUGAUUAUUAUAGUUAAGUUUUUAUUCAAAGCAUUUGAUUUAGUUAAUAAAAGAGUUAUAAUCUG
Pipistrellus kuhlii (Kuhl's pipistrelle) is the source of this 1374-nucleotide messenger RNA. RefSeq names its product CD47 molecule (gene CD47). Gene Ontology annotation, biological process: positive regulation of phagocytosis; positive regulation of cell-cell adhesion; positive regulation of inflammatory response. The transcript has 11 exons. Gene Ontology annotation, molecular function: thrombospondin receptor activity. The record is from RefSeq and is a predicted model, not a curated record. Lineage: Eukaryota; Metazoa; Chordata; Mammalia; Chiroptera; Vespertilionidae. Bases 177 to 1151 code for a protein of 324 amino acids. Gene Ontology annotation, cellular component: extracellular exosome; plasma membrane.